This is a messenger RNA of Hibiscus syriacus, 886 nucleotides long. RefSeq names its product abscisic acid receptor PYR1-like. The coding region runs from base 60 to 719 and encodes 219 amino acids. Gene Ontology annotation, biological process: abscisic acid-activated signaling pathway. Gene Ontology annotation, molecular function: abscisic acid binding; signaling receptor activity; protein phosphatase inhibitor activity. Gene Ontology annotation, cellular component: cytoplasm; nucleus. The record is from RefSeq and is a predicted model, not a curated record. NCBI's taxonomy places the organism in Eukaryota, Viridiplantae, Streptophyta, Magnoliopsida, Malvales, Malvaceae. The transcript has a single exon.
CUCCUGCUAGAGUUCUAAACCCUUAUCCUUCUCAUCAUCGUCCUUUUUCUUCAGGUCAAAUGGCAGACCCGAAACCCGAACCUUCCUCUUCAAUGCCCGACCCAUCACUUUGUUCCAAACCCACCUCGCACCACCUCACCAUCCCUACCGGGUUAACCCACGAAGAGUUCUCCGAGUUGAUCCCUUCCAUCACUCAGUUCCACACCUACACAGUUAGCCCGGGUCAGUGUUCUUCCUUGCUAACCCAACGUAUCAACACCCCUCGCGACGUUGUCUGGUCCGUCGUCCAACGCUUCGACAAACCCCAGACAUACAAACACUUCAUCAAGAGCUGUUCGGUCAAAGAAGGUUUCCAAAUGGCCGUGGGUUGCACGCGUGACGUCACCGUGAUCUCCGGGUUGCCGGCUUCCACGAGCACGGAGAGACUCGAUGUUUUAGAUGACGAGAGACAAGUCACCGGGUUCAGCGUUCUCGGGGGCGAGCAUCGGUUGCGUAAUUACCGGUCGGUGACGACGGUGCAUGGUUUCGAGAGCGAAGGAAGGAUCUGGACCAUCGUUUUGGAAUCAUACGUCGUUGAUAUCCCGGAAGGAAAUUCCGAAGAAGACACACGGCUGUUUGCUGAUACAGUCGUCAAGCUAAACUUGCAGCAGCUGGCCUCUGUCACCGAAGCUUUAGCGCGUGAUGCUGCCGACAGUAAUAACAAACCACAGGUGAUGUGAAAAAAUGGAGAAAAAACAAAAGAAAAUGGACAACUAGGGUUAGGAGUGACACUAAGAAUACUUUAAAAAUAAAAGAAGAUAUGAAAUUUUUUAAUUUUAAUGUAUUUCUCCUAUUGCAUUUGUACAUGGAUGUUUGAUCAUUUGAACCAUUAUUAAACUGCAUUUUG